AUGUUACGGCUUCAUGUCCCCUAUAUCGAUCUGCGGACCUCAGCGAUUGAUAGACGACGGUCUAGUCCCAGCCUGGCAAAUGAAGGAGAGAGGGUGACGUUUCUCGAUGUAGGAGUCGGAGUAGGCAAAUGUUUGCUCGAUAUCGAGGCCGGCAAGCAGCGUGUCCGAAUCGGCGACGACUUGAGGACCAACUUCACAGGGCUGGGGUUGCAUCAAGGCUCGACUUCUGAUUCUCCUUCUGCCGUGUUGCUACACUACAGGACGAAGCCAAGGGGCACGCUCUCGGUCGGCAAGGAUUGUCGAUAUCCACAGCAGUCAUCAUUUGUCGCCAAUGCGACUCCUUCGCUUGAGUCGACGAAUCUGUCGAAAUUCGCGGAUGCUGAGAGGAUCUGUCGAGGGGACCCGUCCAUCGUAGGCCAGAUUGGUGACUGCGAUGAGGUAAUCCAUCUGCGCAAUACUAGUUCAUCGUUAUUUCGACGGUACAUGUAUCUGAUCAUGUUCCCCCCAACUCAAGGCUUCUCGAAAGGCGGCAAUGGGGCGUACUGUAAAUGUCACAGGUCAGAGCGUGUCACGUCCCGUACAGACAAGAUCACUGCGGAAGAACGAUCAGACCUCCAUAGCGCUCGGUCGACUCCUUACCCUGAGAUCGAUCUGCUACGUCCGUGCCUUCAGCGCUUACGCCUCAUGAAUCGAGCAAAUGCAGCAUACAAGGGCAUGUCCCGCAAGAAUUCCAGUUUCCAGGAUUGCGACUCGAUCAUCGAAGACGCUGUUGUGGAGAACAACCAAGCGUCUGAAGACGACGCGCUCUUCCAAAUGGCCGGCUUGCUAUCCAUCUUGGAUGCUCAUCCCAGCAUCCAGCGGACUGCUGGUCAUGAUGAGACUGUGGCGCUUGGCUUCACUCGUCCCCACACGGCAUCCUGGCUGAAGAAGCCCAACAACCACGCAAGAGUAUUUUCAUGGAAACGCUAG
Molecule: messenger RNA, 969 nt
Organism: Pseudocercospora fijiensis CIRAD86
Lineage: Eukaryota; Fungi; Ascomycota; Dothideomycetes; Mycosphaerellales; Mycosphaerellaceae
Exons: 10
Coding region: 1-969 (322 amino acids)
Source: RefSeq, a predicted model, not a curated record